Messenger RNA from Lymnaea stagnalis (great pond snail), 1754 nucleotides. The record is from the annotation of a GenBank genome assembly. Lineage: Eukaryota; Metazoa; Mollusca; Gastropoda; Lymnaeidae.
AGAUAAGCCAGCCGUGGACGUCUGAUCUGCCCAUCCGUGGACGAUUGUGUCAGUAUUUAACUGACCAUCCAUUUGUUUGUGCCACUCUUGUCAAAGGUAGGCCAGGAUUGUCCCAUCGGUUAACGUUGUUUAUUGAAGAAACAAGACAAGACAUGUCGCUGGAAGAAAUGAUUGUCUGCAAAAUAACAACGGUGGUGAUUUUAUUGACGCAAUAUGUGUUAGGUAAGUAAGGAUCGAGGCAUUUAGUAUCUUAAACAGUUUUCCAACUUGAGACUGCACUGCGUCAUAUUGUAAUUCAGCUAUUUCUCAUAUUAUAUAUAUUAAGUUUAUGUAGCUAUUUAUUAUAUAAAAUUUUAACUCCAUAAAUACAAGUAUUUACCAUAUUAGUUUGCACUUAAGCUAUACAAGCGAUGUCCCAUAACUUGUUUUAACUCAACCAUUUAGCCAUUUCUCAUAUUUUUAACUCAAGUUAUAAACCUUUCUUAUUAUUUUACAACUGCAAAGUAUACACAUAAACACAAAUAUCUAAUCGUUGUAGGCAAAUAUGCACUAAAGUCUGACUUCAUUUUGUUCAGCUUCAGACCUCGUGAUGCAAUCUAACUCUCCAGUCAUACACCCAGUACUCACCAAAACACUGAGGCUGCGAUGUUCCAUCUACAAAGAGAACCCAAACCUAGCCGCUCUAACUCGUGCGUCCUCCGAGCGAGAAGUCGCAAAUUUGGAUGAAACCGACGUGGCUUACGAUGAUGGCAUACUAACGAACAACGUAACCAAUACGUCAGUAGUGGUUACUGCACCAGCAGCUGCCACCACACCCUCCCCACUCAGCGUUUCUUCUGGUGUUGACGUCGUUCACGUCAUGACCGUCAUCAUCAACAAAAAUAUUUCGGGUAAGAACACCACCAUCGCCAGUGUGACGCCCUUCAACGUGGCGGCGGCACUUCAUCCUUUCAACGAAACAACUCUCGUGGAGGGCGGCGUCAUGACUGGCUCCGACGCUGACCUGCAGGCCUACCUCGAGGUGACGUGGCCGAAUCCAAGGGAAGAAGACGCGGGAACCUACAGCUGCGAAGUCGUCGCUCUCGCAGCUCAAGGUCUUCCGAUGUCCUUGACGUCGACGCUGAGGGUCACGGCCGAGGAGCCGAAAUUUCACGACGUCGUCAACUAUCUCGUCAGUCACGAGAAACAAAUCACGAAACUUCACCAAGAGAGCGAGGACAUGAAGCGUCAAUUACACGAGUUCCAAUCCAACAGCAGCCUAGUCUCACAGAGCCUUCAGGUUAGGCUGAAUACACUGGACAACAUUCAAACGGGGACCUUUUCCUGUUCAAGUCCCAUUUUCAUUCGGUUUGAGAAACCGUACGCCUCGAUCCCGAUAGUAUUCCCUACGCUGACCAGCCUCGUCCAGACGUCCAGUAAUUCUUCCUCCACCUUCCAGAUCAAACUCACGCAAGUGGGACCAACAGGGUUCACGGCCGACUGCGGAUACACGGGCUACUUCCUACCAGAGUUUCAGUGGCUUGCCAUUGGUCAGUGAAUCGGGAAAAAUGUGGAACAUGAAUUUGUAAUAGUGUAUGCGAACUAUGCAGCAGAUUUAUGAAAACGAUUUUUCUAAUGUAUCUUAUCAAAUUUUCUAUAUGUCGAUCACUAAUCUAAAUUGUAUAAAGUAAAAAUAAAAAACGAUUAAAAUGUCUGCAAAUGUCUUUUUCGAUACUUAUUAUUCAAGUUCUAUAAGAUUAUAUAUAUUAGUCCGG